UGCCGCCCAGCCGCAGCGAUGAAUUCCGCCGAGCAGACCGUUACGUGGCUCAUCACCCUGGGGGUGCUCGAGUCGCCCAAGAAAACCAUCUCGGACCCGGAGGGCUUUCUGCAGGCGUCGCUGAAGGAUGGGGUGGUGCUCUGCAGGCUGCUGGAGCGCCUGCUGCCCGGGACCAUCGAGAAAGUCUAUCCGGAGCCCCGGAGCGAGAGCGAGUGCCUGAGCAACAUCCGCGAGUUCCUGCGCGGCUGCGGGGCGUCCCUGCGGCUGGAGACUUUUGAUGCAAAUGAUUUGUACCAGGGGCAGAAUUUUAACAAGGUCCUCAGUUCCUUAGUGACUCUAAAUAAAGUGACAGCAGACAUUGGACUGGGAAGUGAUUCUGUAUGUGCUCGGCCCUCAUCUCAUCGAAUAAAGUCUUUUGACUCCCUGGGAUCACAGCCUUUACACAGUCGGACUUCAAAAUUGUUCCAGGGCCAGUAUCGAAGUUUGGACAUGACGGAUCACAGCAACAAUCAACUGGUAGUGAGAGCGAAGUUUAACUUCCAGCAGACCAAUGAGGACGAGCUCUCCUUCGCAAAGGGGGACGUCAUUCAUGUCACCCGUGUGGAGGAGGGAGGCUGGUGGGAGGGCACACAUGGUGGCCGGACAGGCUGGUUCCCCAGCAACUACGUGCGUGAGAUCAAGGCCAGCGAAAAGCCUGUGUCUCCCAAAUCAGGGACGUUGAAGAGUCCUCCCAAAGGAUUUGAUACGACUGCCAUUAACAAAAGCUAUUAUAAUGUGGUGCUACAGAAUAUUUUAGAAACAGAAAAUGAAUAUUCUAAAGAACUUCAGACUGUGCUUUCAACCUAUCUGCGGCCAUUGCAGACCAGUGAGAAGUUAAGUUCAGCAAACACUUCAUAUUUAAUGGGAAAUCUAGAAGAAAUAUGUUCUUUCCAGCAAAUGCUCGUACAGUCCUUAGAAGAAUGCACCAAGUUGCCUGAAGCUCAGCAGAGGGUUGGAGGCUGCUUUUUAAACCUGAUGCCACAGAUGAAAACCCUGUACCUCGCGUAUUGUGCCAAUCACCCAUCUGCAGUGAAUGUCCUCACGGAGCACAGUGAGGAGCUGGGAGAGUUCAUGGAGGCGAGAGGUGCCAGCAGCCCCGGGAUCCUCGUGCUGACCACAGGCCUCAGCAAGCCCUUCAUGCGCCUGGACAAGUACCCCACGCUGCUCAAGGAGCUCGAGAGACACAUGGAGGAUUAUCAUACCGAUAGACAAGAUAUUCAAAAAUCUAUGACUGCCUUCAAAAAUCUUUCAGCCCAGUGUCAAGAAGUCCGGAAAAGGAAAGAGCUUGAGCUGCAGAUCUUGACAGAAGCCAUCCGGAGCUGGGAGGGAGAUGACAUUAAAACCUUGGGCAGCGUCAUUUACAUGUCCCAGGUCCUGAUCCAGUGUGCGGGAAGCGAGGAAAAGAAUGAAAGAUACCUUCUACUCUUCCCCAAUAUUUUGCUAAUGUUGUCUGCCAGUCCUAGGAUGAGUGGUUUUAUCUAUCAGGGAAAGCUACCAACGACAGGAAUGACAAUCACAAAGCUUGAGGACAGUGAAAAUCAUAGAAAUGCAUUUGAAAUAUCAGGGAGCAUGAUCGAGCGGAUAUUAGUGUCAUGCAACAAUCAGCAGGAUCUGCAUGAGUGGGUGGACCACUUGCAGAAGCAGACAAAAGUCACAUCUGUCGGAAACCCCACCGUGAAGCCUCACUCUGUGCCCUCCCACACUCUCCCCUCCCACCCGGUCACUCCGUCCAGCAAGCACGCGGACAGCAAGCCUGUACCACUGGCGCCCACCUACCACACGCUCCCCCACCCCUCCCACCAUGGCACCCCACACACCACCAUCAACUGGGGACCCCUGGAGCCUCCGAAAACUCCCAAGCCUUGGAGCCUGAGCUGCCUGCGGCCUGCACCUCCCCUCCGGCCCUCCGCUGCCCUCUGCUACAAGGAGGAUCUUAGUAAGAGUCCCAAGACCAUGAAAAAGCUGCUGCCUAAGCGCAAGCCUGAACGGAAGCCUUCGGACGAGGAGUUUGCCUUGCGGAAAAGCACGGCUGCUUUGGAAGAAGAUGCUCAGAUUCUGAAAGUCAUUGAAGCUUACUGUACAAGCGCGAAAACACGGCAAACCCUCAAUUCAACAUGGCAAGGCACUGACCUGAUGCAUAAUCACGUCUUGGCUGACGACGACCAAUCAAGUCUAGACUCCUUGGGUCGUCGCAGUAGCCUUUCUCGUUUGGAGCCUUCAGACCUCUCGGAAGACUCUGACUAUGACAGUAUAUGGACAGCCCAUAGUUACAGAAUGGGUUCUGCAUCUCGUUCACGCAAAGAAUCUGCUCCACAAGUUUUGCUUCCAGAAGAAGAGAAGAUUAUAGUUGAAGAAACUAAAAGUAAUGGCCAGACUGUGAUAGAAGAAAAGAGUCUUGUUGAUACUGUAUAUGCAUUAAAGGAUGAAGUCCAAGAAUUAAGACAGGAUAACAAAAAGAUGAAGAAAUCUUUAGAGGAAGAGCAGAGAGCCCGCAAAGACCUGGAAAAGCUGGUGAGGAAAGUUCUGAAGAACAUGAAUGAUCCUGCUUGGGAUGAGACGAAUCUGUAAGGACAUCCCUCAUUCUUUCUGUCGAAGACCAGCUCCAAGAUCAAGCCGGGAACUCCUGAGCCAAGCCAGGUGCCAUUCAGGACUGCAGGGCAGAGCUGGACACAAAGGCAUCUGCUCUCUGUGCAUAGGAAAGCUGGGGCCCGACACAGAGAGAGUUGAACGGUCAGACCAUUACUGACGAAUCCAGACAGGAGACGCAUACGCUGAGGACCUGAGCUGUGUUAAUCUCACUUCUGCUACCAUCUCAGUUACCUCAUUUUGCAAUAAGUUCAGUGACUGACUAAAAGUCCUGGUUUUCCAGACUUUCAAUUGAAUAUAUAAAUAUUAUAUAUACAUGUUUUUUGUAAAUAUUCCAUUUUGGAUGCAUACCCAAGGUCGUUGUGUCUGGGCUAAUCCCCAUGCUGGAAUUCCCUUUCCACUAACCCUUGCCACCAUGUGAAUUAGAAGCCCUGUCCACGUACCCAUCAAAAGCAGAGGUGUGGGGAAGUGUCCGGUAGAUGCCCGGUUGGUUCUGCACCACCAUGCUCUCUACAGUGCUAUAAAAAUACUUCCCACUCCAGUAUGUCUAAAUAAUUUAACCUUAUUUAUAUUGCAAAGAUGCUUCCAUCCCAUUCAAAAGUCUUCUCGUAAAGCAGUAUUACAGUCCCAGACCCACCAGGCUCCGAGGGCAGCACGCUGGCUGGCCGAGACUCAGCCCUGAAAUUGGGGGAAUCUCCUGCACUGCCCCGUGUCCACCCAGAAGAUGCCUGCUCUCACCUGCCGUGUCUAAGUACCACGGCUGUCAGAGUGUGCUCACUGCAUUUUGGGAGAUCACCCAGACUUUUCUAUAUAGGCUAGUUCAGUAAUGUGACAAAAUGCACUGUUUCUCCCUCCCCCCCACCUUCCACAAAGAGAGAUCUUAACUAGAACCUGUAAAUAAAAUGUGUUAUUUAUUAUAUCUCACUGCAGCUGAUGACAGCAGACGGAGGUGAUGCUGUGACGCUGAUACUGGCGGGUAGGGUUUCCCUGUCAGGCGGCGUCAACCCUGAGGUCUGCUUUGCCAUCAGGUGCAGCCAGCGUGGCUCAGUGCUCACUAAAAAUAAACUUUCCCUCUUUCAGCAAGAAUAAAGCAAUAUACAUCUUGAGUUCGACUAAGUAAUGAAAGCUUAAUUGUGGGAACAUUUCCCCCACUGUGUCCAAACGCAAAAGAGACGAGGAAGGAAGCCUUUCUGCGGCCCGGCUUCUGGGGCUGGUCUCUUUCGGGCCCUGCUGGCUCUGGAGAGUCUGAGCAGCCCUGGAUGGGAACCGCGGCCCAUGGGCCCAGGUUUUUGUUCUUCCGCAAUAAAUAAUGGUGACCACAGGCACUUUCCUUUGCUUCCCUUCCUCUGAAGAGGAUGAUUUUAAAGUGAGAUAAACUGUUUCAUAGAACAAGUGUUACAUAUUUUAAAACCAAAAUCGCAACACCGUGCAUUUACAGAGGUCUGAGAACAACUCACUUGGCAUCAGAUGUGACUUUUUCAUUCUCAAUGUGUUGGUCACAUUGCCCUUUAACUGCACCCAAACCUUUGUAUCCUGAUGCCUUUGAACUGGGCGGCUUUGGAGAUGGUUUGUUUUCUGGCUGUUGAUGGUUCUUCCAUCCCUUGCUAAUCCCAGUCUCUGUGCCCGAGCAAGCCUUGCCAGUUUCCUGCCCUCACCCGGGUGCAGGGUCUGUCUGGGCCCAUGCUUCAGAACCUGGCCACCUUACUGGGACCUUUAAUGAGAAUUGCCAAUUUCCUAUACCUAGCGUUUUAUUCACUAGUGCUGGGACAAGAAAAGAUUGAGUCUUCCCCCGCCCGCCCUUUGGUAAGCUCUUUUUUUAUAAGUCAUUCUUUUGGUGAUGCAUAAGACAUUGCAGUGGAAAACAAUGAAAUUCGAGUGUAUUGAAGUUUGCUGUCGUAAGCAGAUUUUAACUCAGGAACAACUCUCCUCCGAUCUCUCCACCGCUUGUGACAGGCAAUAUUGCUGUGCCGCCCUCCCUGCCCAGAGCUAACCCCAGCCUGUUCCCUGGAACCAUUAACGUUGCUGUCACGUCCCCGGGACGGAUCUCUUACAGACCUGCCUUAAUGAUUAGAUUGGAGUAUUUCGUAAGAACACUUGUGUUUUUAAUGUCUCUUCCCCCAGAAGGGGGUGGUCGUUGAGAUCCUUGUGUUAAUGCCUUGCCUUUUUUUUUUUCCCUGUGGAUCCAGUAUCUUCCUAGGCUUUUUAGGGAGCAGAAAAAAAUGCAUCUGAGAGCAAUUCUUUUUACAAACCUGCCCUGUUGUAUAUAACUGUACAUUUCACCGUGUAACCUCCCAAGGGGGUGGGAAUUUGAUACAGAGGUUAAAGGGGACACUAUUUACCCAAGGGUUACUCCUUUGCUCUCACCUUUUAUGGAUGAGGAGACGAAGCCAUUUCUUAUCCUAUAGAUGUGAAGCACUUUCGGUUUUAAACGCUGUUGCGAUGUAGCAUCUGAAACCCAUUUCACUGAACUCGGUGACAUCUGUGCUUGUCCACACGCACUGGGCCUCUGGGGCCUGGGAUAGCUGCCCUGGUUUGUGUGGACUUCUUAAUGCCAGCCGUUCUUCACUUCCCGGACAGCCGGGGCGCCCGCUGGCGGCCUGCAGAAACUCCUGCUUCACAUGUCACAGGCGGCCCUGUGGGGCUGGGGUGGGCUGCUACCGUGUUGAUGCUACGUUGUUGUGAUUAUUAAACUGAUUAUUUUUCUUA
This is a messenger RNA of Lemur catta (Ring-tailed lemur), 5331 nucleotides long. It is a transcript of the gene ARHGEF7, whose product is annotated as Rho guanine nucleotide exchange factor 7. Bases 19 to 2607 code for a protein of 862 amino acids. Gene Ontology annotation, biological process: intracellular signal transduction. The record is from RefSeq and is a predicted model, not a curated record. The transcript is spliced from 22 exons. Gene Ontology annotation, molecular function: protein binding; guanyl-nucleotide exchange factor activity. NCBI's taxonomy places the organism in Eukaryota, Metazoa, Chordata, Mammalia, Primates, Lemuridae.